Molecule: messenger RNA, 3278 nt
Organism: Anguilla rostrata (American eel)
Lineage: Eukaryota; Metazoa; Chordata; Actinopteri; Anguilliformes; Anguillidae
Gene: sinhcafl
Product: SIN3-HDAC complex associated factor, like
Exons: 6
Coding region: 230-919 (229 amino acids)
Biological process (GO): negative regulation of cell migration
Cellular component (GO): Sin3-type complex
Source: RefSeq, a predicted model, not a curated record
ACAUUGAGCUGAUCUAUUGGCUACAUUCGUGUUCGGAAGAGGAGGUUAUACGCCAUAUAUGGUGUUUCUGUGACUACGUUUUGUGUGUAAUGUUUUUAUGCUAAUAUCAUUCUAAUAUCCAGCUGUAUGCUGUAGUAAGGCAUGCGCAGUGUCGUACUAAGAAAUCGGUGUGGAUUCAAAGUUUUUUGUCUGUAUUUCGUUAUUCGCGCUCAACGUAUAGUAGACUGGGAUGUUUGGUUUCCACAAAUCCAAGAUUUACCGCAGCAAUGAAGGCUGUUGCAUUUGCAAGACCAAGUCCUCCAGCUCGCGGUUCACAGACAGCAGCAGAUACGAGGAAAACUUCAGGCUAUGCUUUGGCUUGGUUGAAGAUCGGGUCGGAGACAUCUGCAAUGCUUGUGUCCUAUUAGUGAAGAGAUGGAAGAAACUGCCUCUGGGAUCUAAGAAGAACUGGAGCCAUGUGGUGGAUGCCAGAGCAGGGCCUGGGUUCAAGCUGACCAAACCCAAAAAGGUCAAGAGGAGUGACAUGAAAAAGAAGAGCAAACUAAGGAAGCUUCACAAAUUGAAAAGGCAAAAUUCGGACGCGCACAGCACCACCUCCAGCACGUCCCCGUCCCAGUCUCCCAGCUACAGUAACCAGUCCGAUGAUGGCUCGGACAUCGAGUCCAAGCAGAGGCGAUCCACCCCAUCCAUAUUCUCCUUCCUGGACCGCUCCUACUGGAAAAGGCAAAAGGUGUGCUGUGGCAUCGUGUACAAAGGCCGCUUUGGGGAGGUGAUGAUCGACCCUCGAGUCUUCAAGCCCUGCUGCAGCUCCAGGAAGCAGACGAAGCUCGCACCCACGCCGGACGCCCAUCUCCCCGAAACGCGGCUCCCCGAGACGCUGCCCCCUGUGCUCCCGGAGGAGCUGAAGGAGAGUUGGUGACUGCACCCUCCCUCCCUGAGGUCUCUACACCAGUGGUUCUCAAACUUGGUCCUGGGGGACCCCUGUGCAUGCUGGUUUUCAUUGCAACCAUAAUUGCACACCCAGAAUUUUAACAAGCUGUUAAUUUUUCUUGUUUAGGUGUUUUCAUGUUCACCGAGCAGGAACGCACCUGAUUCUACUAAUCAACCACUAGAGUCUUUGCUAAGCACCUUGAUUAGUAGAAUCAGGCGUGUUACUGCUUCGUUGAAACAAAAGCAAACACCCACACUGGCCCUUUCUGGAUAAGAUUGGGGACCCCUGCUCUAAAACAUGAAAGCACCUAAUCAAGAAAAAUUAACAGCUUGUUAAAAUUCUGGGAUUGCGAUUGUGGUUGGAACGAAAACCAGCAUGCACAGUGGUCCCCCUGGACAGAGUUUGAGAACCACUGCUCUACACCUCUGUUUUGUCUCCAGUGGCAGACUCUACCCCUCUCCUCCAUUCGUUUACUGUGUAUCUAUGAGACAGGUAAAUGGUAUCUCUGCUGGUUUUCUGAAAUGUAUUUGUCUGUUUAAAAAAAAAAGAAUUUUUUUAAAGAGAACAAAAAGCUUUUUCUAAAGUAUGGGCAUUAGUGAGAUAUUUAUAGGAUCAGGAAGCAUAAUUAUGUAUGAACUUAAAAGGCUGAUUAUUCUUUUUGUUUUGUAAGACUAAAACCAAUCGUUUUAAUUUAACAGUACCUAUGUUUGUAAAUACUGUCAUUAUGCCAGUGCAUCACUUGCCUCCUGUAGAUUCUUUCCAUUUUUUAUUUCCUUAUGGUAAAAAAUGAAUAAAUGUAUGUUUUGUAAAAGGUGAAAGUAUUUGGAUACAGACAUGCAAAAUUUGGCGUCUCAAGCGGUAGGAUGGGUGCUUGGUUAAAGCAGAGCUACUAAGCAGUGUUAAUGCUGUUUGACAUUUUUCUGUUAAGAUUUUUACUUGUGGUCUGUAUAAAUUAAUUAUUGCUAGUCUUCCAAGAAAUAUUGAUUGUCAAGUUUUGUACCAUAUACUGUAACAAGUAAAGGAUUUACUAUAGUGGGCCUUAACAAAUGUAUAAGCAGAUAUGUAUUGUAAGAGGAUGAAAGAACCGUUGAUCUAUUGUUUUCUGCCACAGCUUUGUGGAAUUGUUUUCUGCUAGGGGUGUUGUCAUAAACUCAAAUCUGCAGAAUACGGCAAGAGACCUUUUAUGCAGGGUGGAGAACUUUUGUAUUGGUGUGGGAUCAUUUGAACAUACUCUAGUGGCAUAUUGACUGGAUUUAGGGUAUUGCUUGUUUUUCUUUUUCUUUUUAGUCGUCCUUUUGGGGUCCAUUGUAAUGUUCUUUAAAAAAAAAAAUCUGAAUCGACUGCAGACAUUUUGGAGAAUCUGUUCUGUUCUUGUCUUAGCGAGUUGGUUUCACCAAAGAUAGCAUCUUAUUGUCUAAAUAAACAUUGUCGUGCCCCCCCCCCCCCAUUUUUAAAAUGUAGUUCCCUGUCAUUCCGGAUUCAAACGCUUCUCAAUCAGUUGUUAAAAGUUGAGCACAACCUCUUGGCAGAGUCCUGAAAUGGGAAAAAGUGAACCUAUGUGGUCAGUACUCACAGUCCUAUAAUAGCCUAUUAUAAACUGUUAGUGACUGCAUUGGGGUUAAACAUAUUAAAACUAGCCUACUCUAGAACAGUUUAUAAGCUGCCUUCUAAAGUUUGCCGGCCCUGUAUUAUGGCCAAAAUAACUGUAUUCUGUCCGAGACAAUACUCAUUAUUUUUUGCACUACACAGUGGUUUUCUGAAAUCACUACUAUCUGGGAAUUGACUGACUAUCAUCAGCAGCCAUCACACAAACAAAUUUCUUUUGGGCAAAUCUACACUACUGUAUAUAGUGAGAAAUACUGAAGUGCAUGUUGGUACUCCUGUCAUAAGGUGAUGUCAUUGAUGCAUCACUGAAUCGGAUCAGCCUGUUUUGUGAUUGGUGGAGUGGGGCUUUGGCCUUGCUUUCUCAGGCUAUGUGGGACCUCUGAAUAUUGAGUAAUGUUAUAACAAAAUGAAAGUGUUUGUAAUGGUAUGUUAACCUUUGUGUUAGCUGACACUGUCAUAAUUUUAAUACAUAGGGAAAUUCCUAGCCUAACAAGGUACAUUUUCAGAUGCCUGUACCGUGGUAUUUUUUUUUGGUUUUUUUUGUUAUCCGCCUUGACCUCUCCAACUUAAAUUAUGUUUAUUUAUUUUUUCACAACUUCAUUGAAUACUGUAAAGAGUUGUUAAAAUUUAUUUUUAUUUUGUGCACUUUUCUCAGAAUUGUCUGAUUAGCAAUUGGAAUUGGGAAGCUAUUUUAUAUCUCAGCUAUAAUACUUCUGUAUUUUAAUAAAAUAUGAAAAAUCUU